UUUCAAAACCCUUUAUCUUCGCACUAUUUUCUUCUUUCCCUCUCUCCCUGUUAAUGCCGUGUUCGCGGGUUUUAUGGGAGGUUUCUGAAGCACACCCAAGGGUUUUUCAUUCUACUUCGAAGAUCAUUUUGCGCUCUCUUCUUCUCUUCCCCAUUUCUCUUUCACAGCCGAUUGAAGAUUCGAUCUCUCUUCUUUUCUCUUCCCCUCUCUCUCUCUUUUUUUUUUUUUUUUUUUAAAUCUGUUUUGUUCAUCUCCGUUCGGAUAUGGUCUCUGGUUCGCGGUUGGACGGUGGAACUCAAAUAAUUUCUGCUGGCGUCCGGAAAACCAUUCAAUCAAUCAAAGAAAUUGUUGGGAAUCACUCCGAAGCCGAUAUCUAUAUCAUGCUCAAAGAAACCAAUAUGGACCCUAACGAGACGACACAGAAAUUGUUAAAUCAAGAUCCGUUUCAUGAGGUGAAGAGGAAAAGAGACAAGAGGAAAGAGAACACAGGUUAUGCGAGUUCUGUAGAGCCAACAAGACAUAUUGUUCAUGUUGAGCAACGGAUGAAGUCUCAGUCAUUUUCAGAUCGUAAUAUUCGUAGGGGAGGUUAUGCUCGGAAUUCUGUUCCUGAUGCAGGAGUUAGCCGAGAGUUUCGUGUUGUGAGAGACAAUAGAGUGAAUCAAAAUACAAACAGGGAAACAAAGCCUGAAUCGCUUCAGUGGACAACUUCCACUAAUGAGCAAGUGACCCUGGCUGUUCCUGGAAAGAGUUCAACUGCGAUUGGGACAGAGCGGAAGCCCUCAGGUGCUAAAAACUCAGAGUUGCAGAAGCCAUCUCAAGCUUUAAAUGGGAAGUCUGAUUUGGGCCGAAGACACGCUGAAGUUGCUAAUUCAAAUGGCACUCCAAGGCAGGGAUUUUCUGGUGAGGCAGGGUCAAUAAUCUCAAACUCAGCAGCACGGGUGCAGGGAUCUGGGACACAUGAUUCUCAAUCUUACUCUGUAACGCUAGCAUCAAGCAACUCUGUGGUUGGAGUUUAUUCGUCUGCUACCGACCCUGUUCAUGUGCCUUCUCUGGACUCCAGAUCUUCUGUUGCUGUUGGGGCCAUCAGACGUGAAGUUGGGGUGGUUGGUAAUCGCAAACAGGCUUCUGAAAAUACUGUUAAACAAUCAUCUGGCACAGGCAGUUCUUUCUCAAGUCCGGUUUUGGGAAAGGAACUUCCUGCGUCAACGGAAUCAUUUCAACCUGCUGCUGUUAGUCAGUCAAGUGCUCCUGAAUCUGUUAUGUCUAGCAUGGCUGUUAGCAGAUCUUUUGUGAGCAACCAGUAUUAUAGUAAACCACAGCAGCAAGUUGUUGGUCAUCAGAAAGCUCCCCAGCCAAAUAUGGAAUGGAAACCAAAGUCCUCUCAAAAGUCCAACCCUGGAGUAAUUGGAACUGCUGCUCCUAUCUCACCCUCUGCUAACAAUUCUUCAGAGUUAAAAUCAGAAGCAGCUCACUUGCAAGACAAGAUAUUGCGAGUUAACAUUUCUGAUGAUGAGCAUGUAAUUAUACCCCCGCAUCUUCGUGUCCCUGAGGCUGAUCGUACACAGCUGACCUUUGGCAGCUUUGGAGCAGGCCUUGAUUCUAUGAGGGGCUUUGUAUCUGGGUUCAAAGAAGGUGGGAGUGCAGAAGAAUCAAAUGGGGAACUUUCAGUGAGUGCAUCAUCAUCAAUCCUUGAGGCCUCCGGUGAAGAUGUUUCUGGUGGAUACCAAAUAGAAUUAGUGGAUGACCAAGCUAAUUCUGGCUCUGAUUCUCCAGCAUCAGUUGCAGCUUCUGAGCAUCCAUUGCCUGACAUGAAAGAGUCUUCAUGUCCCCUGACUCUGGAGAGCUAUGCAGAUAUUGGACUGGUUCGAAAUGAUACCCCCCCUUUCGCUUCUGCUGAACAACAGCAGCAAGAGGAUCCUCCUGGAUUGCCGACUUUUUCGGCAUAUGAUCCGCAGACUGGUUAUGAUGUAACAUUUUUCAGACAAACUAUAGAUGAGAAUGUACGGGGGGAGGGUUUACCGUUUCCUCAGGAGGCCUUGAGUUCGCACAUAGCCAACAAUAUCCCUGCAUCAACAGUGGCAAUGGUCCAACAGCAGCCCAUGACACAGCUGUAUCCCCAAGUUCAUGUCUCCCAUUUUCCAAAUUUUAUGCCGUACCGUCAAUUCCUUUCUCCGGUGUAUGUUCCACCAAUGGCUGUGCCUGGUUAUUCUAGUAAUGCUGCCUAUCCUCACCCCUCAAAUGGCAGCAGUUACCUGCUGAUGCCAGGAGGGAGCUCGCAUCUCGCUGCUGGUGGCCUGAAAUAUGGUUCCCAGCAAUAUAAGCCUGUCCCUGCUGGCAGUGCCACAGCAUUUGGAAACUACACAAAUCUUGCUGGAUAUGCUGUCAAUGCUCCUGGAGCAGUCGGGAGUACGACUGGACUAGAUGAUUCGACCAGGAUCAAAUACAAGGAAGGCAAUCUCUAUGUUCCAAAUCCACAGGCGGAGACGUCCGAAAUAUGGAUUCAGACCCCAAGAGAUCAUCCUGGUUUGCAGUCAGCACCAUAUUAUAAUGUACCUGGACAAGUGCCCCAUGCUGCAUACUUACCCUCGCACACGGGCCAUGCUUCCUUCAAUGCUGCAGCAGCAGCACAAUCAGCACAUGUGCAAUUCCCUGGCUUGUAUCAUCAUCCUCAGCAACCCGCUGCCAUUGCCAAUCCUCACCACAUGGUCCCAGGCAUGGGCGGCAAUUUGGGAGUUGGGGUUGCCACCCCAGGGGCUCAAGUGGGAACAUAUCAGCAACCUCAGCUUAGUCACCUCAACUGGACCACAAAUUUCUGAAAAGGUGGCAGUUGGAUCCCCCCUUAAUAAGGGAUUGAUGUUAGUUAUGGGAGUUACUCUUUGUGAAAUUAAAUGGACUUCCUAUUUAAUGCAUGCAAAGUUCUUAUA
Macadamia integrifolia is the source of this 2924-nucleotide messenger RNA. RefSeq lists its product as uncharacterized. Gene Ontology annotation, molecular function: protein binding. The record is from RefSeq and is a predicted model, not a curated record. The transcript is spliced from 10 exons. NCBI's taxonomy places the organism in Eukaryota, Viridiplantae, Streptophyta, Magnoliopsida, Proteales, Proteaceae. Bases 264 to 2816 code for a protein of 850 amino acids.